Messenger RNA from Rhipicephalus microplus (southern cattle tick), 1983 nucleotides. RefSeq lists its product as uncharacterized. Gene Ontology annotation, molecular function: thioredoxin peroxidase activity. Gene Ontology annotation, biological process: cellular response to stress; response to oxidative stress; hydrogen peroxide catabolic process. NCBI's taxonomy places the organism in Eukaryota, Metazoa, Arthropoda, Arachnida, Ixodida, Ixodidae. The record is from RefSeq and is a predicted model, not a curated record. Gene Ontology annotation, cellular component: cytosol; mitochondrion.
CAUGUUGUAUGUUGUCCAAAACGUGUCCUAGCACAUGUGCUGUGUGAAUGGAAAUGUGGCUGCUCGCUAUCUUCCCAGUCAAAACGUCGGUCAGCCGCUCAGGAAUCUGUUAGUAGCGUUGCCCUAAACAUGGCGUCUCUGGGGCGGUGCACCGUUCGUUCCUCGCUCCCAGCGUUCGAGCGGCGGCAGUCUUCGAGCCCACGCAUCGGACGCUCAUUCACCGCACGUCGUUACUGUGGCGGAUGAACUUUUAUUACGUCUCAUUUACGUUCUGAUUUAAGCUGAUGGGCCACUUUUUUGCAGAGUCCAUGGAGGAGCAAGUGACGGCACUUUCCCCGCUGCACAGUAACAAAGUUGCUGCGGUCACGGCUGAGACAAGGGUAGCCGCCAAACGGAAGCCGGGUGGCAGCGCAUCACAGAGCAUAAAGUGGUACAAGCAAAAGUUCCGAGACUCUUGGCUGGAGGACGAUCGCUUCAAGAACUGGCUUGUUAGCGUGCCGAACGAUCCAUAUCGUGCCAGGUGCAAGCUGUGCAACGCUGAUCUCAGAGCGGGCAAGAGCGAGCUGGAAAAGCACGCGCGCACCAAACACCACCGCGAUACGGUCAGGGCGGUCGACGACGUGAAGGCUUUGUUGGGCUUCGCCAACCAAGCUGAAGCGCAGACGCUGCCGGAGAUGACGGAAAUGCAAUCCGCUGAUCAGUCUAACAAUUCGUUCCAGAUUCAGGAGGAAGAGCUUUCGCGGCCCGCGACCACGUUUGGGCCACGGAAAAGGAGAUCAUCCCCACCACCUGUGGCUGCACCACCAGCUGUGCGGUACCACCUUCCACCUUGGGGCAUCUUGCCCCAAGUGCACUAUCAGGCACCUGAUUUCAAAGGGAUAGCUGUGGUGGACAGCCAGGUCCGGGAAGUCCAGCUGAGCGACUAUGAAGGGAAAUACCUGUUGCUGUUCUUUUACCCUCAGGACUUCUCCCUUGCUUGUCCCAGUGAGCUUCUUGAAUACAGCGAGCGCGCAGCUGAGUUCCGGAGCCUGAACGCAGAAAUCUUGGCAAUAUCCACUGACUCCUACUUUACACACCUUUCCUGGACUAACACGCCUAGAAAGCUUGGAGGGCUUGGAAAGGCCAAUGUUGCCUUGAUGUCGGACUUCACUAAGAAGAUCUCAAAGGACUACAAUGUACUGAUUGAAGCAACUGGAAUGGCAUUGAGGGCAUCAUUCAUUAUUGACACCAAGGCUAUGAUUCGCCAGAUCACAAUCAAUGAUUUCAACCUAUAUAGAUCUGUGGAUGAGACACUCCGGUUAUUGAAGGCACUGCAGUAUAUUGAAAAGCAUGGGACAGCAAUCCGUAGUACGUGGGAUGCGGAACCUGCUGGCGGACGUGGGGUUGAGCGCGCUAAUGGGCGCAACAAAGUGGACAAGUGAUGCUUGUAACCUGAAUGCACAGCCUGGAACAUUGAUUUGCUUUGUGGCCAUUAUCAUUGUUGUCGCUAAUGUAAUAAGACAUUUGAUUUUUUCUUUCCUCAUCUGUAUAAUAUUUCAUGAACACACUGUAAAUAUAUUGCAACACUUCAGACUGUCGCCGUGGUGUCACUUUUACCACAAGGGAAUGUUUUUCGGCAUGGGCAAGCGUACCAACUGUUUUGCUUCAUAUACAAGCGUUGUUAAGAGGGUUAAAAUCCUGUGGAUAGAAGGGCUAGGUGUUUUACACCUUUUCUACUCUUGUUUUCUUUAUGUCUUCUUUUUUGUUACUUUGCAAGUUAUUUUUAGAAAUAAAGGUCUAGUGCAUGCAUACUAUUUAAGUUUUUUUACUUUUUUGUUGGCUAAAAUUGUAAUGUUUUUGUUUGCAUCCGAUUGUGCCUCUUGCAAGUGUUGGUGUUGCAAAGAAAUGAAUUGCUUCUUCUUUUUUUUUUUUCCAUCAUAACAUUGCACAUGCACCUAUAUGGGCACCUUUUGCUUUGCAAAAUAAAUGCAGGUGCUCCUGGAC